AUGGCCACCGACUACAGCAAGCUGAAGGUCGUUGACCUGAAAGCCCAGCUGAAGCGCCGCGGCCUGCCCCAGGCUGGCCGCAAGGACGAGCUCAUCGCUCGUCUCGAAGAGGCAGAUGCUGCCCCGGAGGAACCACAGAGCACCGAAGAGCCCGUUUCGCAAACAGCUCAGGCGAGCGAACCAUCCCCUGCCGAAGAGCCCGCCGUAGACGAGCCCGCCGCCGAUGACGACGACAGGCAAGGAGAGGACGCAGAGGGCGCGAUUCACGAACACAUCACCACAGACGAAGCGUCCACGCCAAAGGCUUCAGCACAGGUCGCCGAGCCCUCAGCGCCGUCCCAAGCCCCUUCUCAGGCGCCGAGCGCGUCCGCCGAGCCCGAAAGCACACCCGCCACCCUCCCGGCGGCCUCCUCGUCCGAGCUCCUGCAAGACUCGCAGAAGCGCAAACGCCGAUCGGCCAGCCCCCCUCCCUCGGGCCACGAAACCCCCCGCAAGCGGGCCCGCGUCAGCGGCGAGUCCGUCGCGGAAGAGCCACAGACGAGCCUCCCCGCGAAGCUGGGCGAGGCAGAAGACGCCAAGAUAUCAGCGCUCAACGGCGUCGGCGGCAGGCAAGAAACUACCGCGGAGCCAGACGAGCCUCUCGACUACGGCGCCAGCUCCCCCGUGGAACAAGAGCAAGACCAGGAGGCGCGCGAGGCAACACCCACCCCCGCCAGCCACGCCGCUGCGACAGGCGCAAGGGACCGCGAACCGUCGCCGGAGGCCCCCCGCUCCUCCACGGCCACGGAGGUUGAGAGGGACGUAGAACCCGCGAUACACCCGGCCACCUCGGCCCUCUACAUCAAGAACUUCAUGCGGCCCCUCCACAAGCCCGUCGUCGAGCAGUACCUCAUCGACCUGGCCAGCCCCGCCGCCGCCGCCGCCGCGGACCCGGACCCAGACGUCGUCGUCGACUUCUUCCUCGACACCAUCCGCACGCACGCCUUUGUGCGCUUCGCCAGCGUCGCCGCCGCCUCGCGCGUGCGCACCGCCCUGCACGGCGUCGUCUGGCCCGACGAGCGCAACAGGAAGCCGCUCUGGGCGGACUUUGUCCCGCCCGACGAGAUCGCCGGCUGGGUCGACAGGGAGCAGCAGGGCGCCGCCGGCAGCCGCAGCCUCAAUAGGUGGGAGGUCGUCUACGAGACGGACGACGGCGGCCGCGGCGGCCGCCGCGUCGUCGCCGUGCUGCGCGAGGCGGGCCUCGACCCUCCUUCCAGCACCAACAACAGCGGAGCCGGCGCGCGGCCGCCCACGGGACCCGCCGCCGCCGCCGCCGCCGCCAGCAGCGGCAAGGUCGACAUCCCCACGGGCCCGUCCUCGCGCGUCUACCCGGGCAUCGAGGCCGCGCCCUCGGGACCCAGGGGCUACCUCGACCGCAGCAGCCGCGCCCCGGGACCGCCCUCCUCCUCCUCCUCCGGCCGCCAAGCCGGCCCCGGCGGCCCGGAGCAGACGACCCGCGCCCACCCGCCCAUCAGCUACCAGCCCGUCUCGGCCGAGGUCGCCAAGCGCCGCGUCGCCCACGUCCACUCCUUCGUGCCGCGCGACCCGCAGCGCCGCGCCCUCGUCGGCCGCGACAAGAACCGCUACACCUUCGAGAUGGGCGACAAGUUCGUCGACCGCGGCCCGGAGAUGUUUGAGGGCAUCCGGCCGCCGCACAGGGAGCGCGAGCGCCGCGCGGCCGGCGGGGCGGCCUUCGGCGGGGGCGGUCGACAGGGAGGUGGCGCGCGGGGCUUCGGUCGCGGUCCCGGAUCAUCGCGGUACGACGAUUACCGGCCCCCGCCGCGCCGCUACGAACAGUAUCGCGGUGGCGGUGGGCGGGAUGACUACAGAGACCGGCGUUAUUGA
Thyridium curvatum is the source of this 1884-nucleotide messenger RNA. RefSeq lists its product as uncharacterized. NCBI's taxonomy places the organism in Eukaryota, Fungi, Ascomycota, Sordariomycetes, Thyridiales, Thyridiaceae. The coding region runs from base 1 to 1884 and encodes 627 amino acids. The transcript has a single exon. The record is from RefSeq and is a predicted model, not a curated record.